GUCUUUUCUUGACUAAACCAAAAACAAGCCGACUUCCUUAAAAUCUCUCCUACAUAAACCCUAGAAACAACCACACCUCCACCCACAAAUUCAGGAGAAGAAACCAAAAAAAAAAAAAAAUGAGCGCAGGUUUCCUCAAGAAUGGCAACAAAGCACACAUCUACAUCAACACCAUAUGGAGAAAACACUCGAUUUCCGAUUCACUUGGAGCUCCGAUUACCAGAACCCCUUUCCAACAACCCAAAGCUUCAUACUCCCGAUUUUCUCAAAGAAAAGUGAAAGACAUCGAGUUUUCUGUUCCAUUUCCGACCACCAAUACACAGAGCGUAUCGCGUUUUUCGUCGAUUUCAAAGAGUGCGUUUAUUGGAUGGUAUUUGGGUUUGAUUAAAACCCGACCCAUUCUUACUAAAAGCAUCACCUCUGCUCUUAUUUAUACUGCUUCUGAUUUAUCCUCUCAGACAAUUACUCGAUCAUCUUCAGAGUCUUACGAUGGUAUAAGAACUUUUCGCAUGGCUGGAUAUGGAAUGAUCGUAUUAGGUCCAGCCCUACAUUAUUGGUUCAAUUUUGUAUCGAGAAUCUUUCCAAAUCGUGACCUUAUAUCAACAUUCAAGAAAAUGUUCUUGGGUCAGGCGAUAUUUGGACCUGUUAUGACUGUCGUGUUCUUCUCUGUGAAUGCAGGCAUACAAGGUGAAAAUGGUAGAGAAAUUGUUGCUAGAUUGAAGCGAGACUUGAUCCCUACUAUGAUCAAUGGUGUUAUGUAUUGGCCUGUUUGUGAUUUUAUCACAUUCAGAUUCGUCCCUGUUCAUUUGCAGCCAUUAGUGAGCAACUCAUUUGCGUAUAUAUGGACUUGUUACAUGACAUACAUGGCAAGCUUAGAGAAAGCAGGGAUCAAGUAACAAAAGUGGUAGUUCUGGUGUUACAAUUGUAGGAAGUUGGAGUUGCAGAAAUGGCAGAAAUGUUGCAUUUAUUUUGGUCACUAAUUGAGAAUAUGAGACCACAUGUGUAGAUUUAGGCUGGAGCUAUUAGAGCUAUCAAGUUGUUACAUGUUGAAAUCAAUUCUUAUAGUAAUCAUACCUCCAUUUACAG
Molecule: messenger RNA, 1086 nt
Organism: Lactuca virosa
Lineage: Eukaryota; Viridiplantae; Streptophyta; Magnoliopsida; Asterales; Asteraceae
Source: the annotation of a GenBank genome assembly